Molecule: messenger RNA, 146 nt
Organism: Scutellospora calospora
Lineage: Eukaryota; Fungi; Glomeromycota; Glomeromycetes; Diversisporales; Gigasporaceae
Source: the annotation of a GenBank genome assembly
GAAUGAACACUGUAUUUGUUUAUGAUAAACGAGAUUUAAGAGAGAGCCAUCAUGUGCUAAAACAUGAUAAUGAUGGACGUUUACACGAUGGGUUACAGUGGAUUCCUGAUACUAAAUUUCUUGUUAGUGGAGGAAAUAAUAAUUGA